Didymodactylos carnosus is the source of this 411-nucleotide messenger RNA. The record is from the annotation of a GenBank genome assembly. NCBI's taxonomy places the organism in Eukaryota, Metazoa, Rotifera, Eurotatoria, Philodinida, Philodinidae.
AUGAAUAUAAGUAAAAGUUUACCAUAUCAUAACAUGAAGACACCAUGUUUUCGAACAUUCUCUUAUUAUAUUGAAAAACAAAUGUAUGAUGUAAAAACGAAUGGAAUUAGUGUUAACAAUAAUAAAAUUCGGGUACUAAUAGCAUUUGUGACAGGUGAUAUGCCAGCGUUAUCUAAAAUGUCGAAUCAUGUUGAUCAUACAGCUUAUUACAGUUGUAUGUGGUGUUAUGUAAAAGGUCGAUAUUCACCUGAAUGUCGAUGUAUUUUAUUUAAUGGUGGUAUAAAUGAACACCCAAGAACAGAUGAAUCCUAUUUAAAUGAUAUCUAUAAUGUACAAAGAUACGGUUAUCGAGAUCAUUAUGGUAUUAAAGGAGAAGCAAAUAUAUCAUUAUUAAUUGAUACAAUUGAUUGA